GAAACUCAAACAUACUAUAAACAAAGUACAACCCUAAAUAUAAAUGGGCUUGGAUAUAUGAAAAAUCUCAUAGAAAAUACUAUAAUAAACACAAUUAAAGAAAAAAGUAAACAAGGAAUUCAUAUAAUGAAUGAUACAAUUAAAAAGACGAUUAAUGAUAAUAUAAAUAUUAAUAAUAAUAAUAUAUACAUUGAUAAUCUAGAAAAAGAGAAAAAAUAA
Plasmodium gallinaceum is the source of this 219-nucleotide messenger RNA. RefSeq names its product MSF1-like protein, putative. The record is from RefSeq and is a predicted model, not a curated record. The transcript has 2 exons. The annotation marks the transcript as partial. NCBI's taxonomy places the organism in Eukaryota, Apicomplexa, Aconoidasida, Haemosporida, Plasmodiidae.